AUGGCCCCCAGCAGCGAAUCUGAAUCGAACCAUACCUUGGAUCUCUUUUUCACCAGCUUAAGCACACUCAAGGAGGUCACGGAUUUUCUUGGCACGAACGAAAUAGAGGCCGGCUCUAGGAUCUUUCUUUUAACACUCAAUGCUCGCUGUACCAUAAUAUGCUCCCAGGCGGAUCCCAUGACAAUUGUUCUCAAUGUUGAAAGAGUCAAUAUUGCUCAAAAAAUUCUUUGUCGCUUAGAUUCUGUAUUUGACUUGCGUCUAUUUCCAGCUAUAGAACUUGCGAGAUUUUCUUCUUUCCGGAGUCUGCGCGCCUUCAACGAACUUUGGGCAUCGUAUGGGCAAGACGAAAGAUCAUGUGAACUCCAACGUAUCCAAAAUUAUCUUCAUUUCGGAUCUCCAAAAGAGCAGCUCGAAUUACUCGCAGAUCUGAGAAGGUGUGAGGAUAUCUUCAUGUCGGAAUCCAGCGAAUACCACAUGUCUUCUCUUGACAUACCUGUACGGAAGCGGAGAAGCGAGCCAUCGGGCGCAUCACUAUUUGCUGCGCGAUCUCUUUUUAACGUACUUGAGGCAUCCGGAAGAUGUUCGUGCCAUACAUAUGGAGCCAGGCUUUGCAUUGAGACGCAUCGGGAUAGUGACCUGAACGAAGAAUACGAUUUCAAUUUAUUUCUUGAGAUUGAUGAACGCUGGCAAGAGGCUCAUUUCCUCGCGGUCGGGAAAUCCCAAUCAAGUACCGAAUUUGUAGCUGAAGAUGGCUUAACAUCUGACAAGAAAGAAAUACUUGCAAUGGGACGAAAAAAGGUCGAAUUUCUAUGCGAGCCCAUAAAAAAGAUAUGGAAAAAUUUUCCGACUUACCGGCUCAAGUUCUUGGUUGAAAAUGACAUGCUAUGGAAAUUGCAGUCGGAACCAAGUAAUGUUGCGGCUCAUACGGCAACGCAAGCAAUCACUUUUCAACGGUUUAUGGCAGAAGAGUCUUUCAAUUUGACAGAUAAAUCAAAGCGUAUUCUAGCGGUCUUCUUGGGCUACGCUGUUCUUCAUCUACUUGAGACCCCUUGGUUGCAUAGCUCAUGGGGUCCAGCCAGUAUUCUGUUCCUCAGAACGCCAUCUGGCACACCCUUGAAACCCUAUAUCGAGCUGCAUUUUGGCAAAGAUAUCGAAUUCAGCGCUGCAAACACGACUUCUUGCAACGAUGAUGAUGACGAAGAUUUCGAUCCAGACGACUUAAUCUCUCACCCUUACCCAUCGCUGGUAUCAUUGGCGGCUAUGCUUAUUGAGCUUCAUUUGGCCCGAAGGCUACAAGCAAUAGCACAAGUUUACGAUCUGAAGUUUGACGACGAUAUGAACGAAUGCGCCAAGUAUACAGCCACUACUCAAAUAUUUAAGCGAUGUAAGAAUGAUAUAUCAGAAGCAACACGUGAGGCGAUUGAGCAAUGUCUGGACCGAACUAUCGUUGUAGACGAGGCCAGGAAAAGUCUUGACGCCCAUACGGUGAGAAGCAUAUUUUAUACAAAAGUGGUAAGCAGGCUCGAAUAUGAUCUUGAGCAAACAUUCAAGCAUAUCUCGAUUGAGACGCUUGACGCGGAGGCCCAAAAACUAGAUCUCACCGGAUGGAGCCAGCCAACUGUGCUCAACAAGGUCAUACCCGAUCCUCGAAAAGAUGACAGACUACUCGGAUCACGCGUUCAAAGGCCAUUGCGUGGCCAAAAAAGGGGACGCCAAGACUCAGAAAUUUCUGCUUGGAUGACACUGGAUUGGGUAGGCGACGCACAAUUCUUCGACGACGAAACCGCUCCCUCCGACAUUUCAUUUGUCGCGCGCGAUGCCUAUAUAUCUUGGAAGGCUAAGUAUUGUUCUGUAUACAAACAAAUGAUUGGAAACAAUCUUAGCACAACCCCCGUCAAGAUCGCGGUUCUUGAUACUGGAUUAGACAGAAGCCACCCUGAUUUCGAAGCUCGAGAAGGAAAUGUCCAGGGAAUAAAAUCGUUUACCUAUGAUUGCCGGCAGAAAGAUGACGUUUUCGAUUGUUCUGGACAUGGCACGCAUGUCGCAGGAUUGUUGCUGGAUUUUGCGCCUGAUGCAGAAAUCUACAUAGCAAAGAUAUCUGAUCUCGAACCGGCCAAGCCUGCUAUAAUUGCUGAAGCCAUUGAUCAUGCAGUUCACGUAUGGAACGUUGACGUGAUAUCCAUGUCGUUUGGGUUCCCGUCACGCGAAGUCGAUGGAUACGAACUCCUUGAACGAUCAAUAAGGCGUGCUGUCAACGAAGACGUUUUAUUAUUCGCAGCCGCGUCAAACAAUGGUGCUAAUACCAAGAGAGCAUAUCCCGCCAGAUAUCCAGAUGUCAUUUGCAUACAUUCGACCAACGACAAGGGGGCUCCCUCCGACUUUAAUCCAGGGCCUGUUCCAGGUGAUAAUUUGGCCACGAUAGGAGAAGCAAUCGAAUCGGCCUGGCCUGUCCACCUCUGUGACCAAAAAGUGAAUGAGCUUUGUGUUGCGCGCAAAUCAGGUACUUCAUUUGCAACGCCCAUUGCAAGUGGAAUUGCUGCGUUUCUAUUACAGUAUGCGAGAUUAAACCUACUUCCAAGAGAAGCCGAGCAGCUAAAGCGGUGUCACUAUAUGAAGGCUGUGUUGAAAGCAGUCUCUGUCAAAAGCCAGGGAUACGAUUAUAUCGCGCCCAGCCUGCAUCCCGACAAUGUUUUUUAUGACGCUGAAGCUUUGAAUGCUCGGAUCCGAGACGCGAUGAAAGAAGUUUAG
Trichoderma gamsii is the source of this 2748-nucleotide messenger RNA. RefSeq names its product pfs domain-containing protein. Gene Ontology annotation, biological process: proteolysis. Gene Ontology annotation, molecular function: serine-type endopeptidase activity. The coding region runs from base 1 to 2748 and encodes 915 amino acids. The record is from RefSeq and is a predicted model, not a curated record. The transcript is spliced from 3 exons. Lineage: Eukaryota; Fungi; Ascomycota; Sordariomycetes; Hypocreales; Hypocreaceae.